CUUUGGAUCCAUUUCGAAACUGGAAUGCAAAGUUACAGUAAUACCAGUGAUGAUUAGUCGCAGCCGGCAGUUCAGCAGACGUAACUAAUCGAAAAAACAUGGCUGUCUCGUUAAGGUCAUUCUGCUCGCUGUCUCGGUUUUUCCAAAAUCUCCCCAACAAAUGCCCUUCCCCAUUAACUCAAGUGAUCAAUAUAAAUGCUGUUUUGAAAGGAUCCACAGAUCUCAAUGUAACAAGUCAAUCACGUCGUUCUAUGACCAAAUGGCACAAAUUCAAAUUUGGAUCAAAUAAACCUUUGAUUAAGAGAGAGCCACCUGAGAUUUUGGAUGAAGAAGAUAAUAAACAACUGGUAGCUAGAGUGUCUGAACAGAUGGCAAAUCCUGAUAUGGGUCGGCUCUUUGCUGUUGUUUAUAUUCGAGGUUUACAGAGGAAAGUGACCGCAGAAGACAUGUUAAUUGUCACCGGCUCCUUUCCACCUAACAUUGGAGACAGGCUGAGGUUAGAAAAGGUUUUGUUAGUCGGCGGCAAAGAUUUCUCUCUUGUUGGUAGACCAAUUUUAAGUCGAAGUAUUGUUCGGGUUGAAGCAACUGUCAUAGAAAAAACUUUGUCAAAUACUAAAGUACGUCUAAGUUAUACAGCAAGGAAACACAAUCGCAAGUUUAAAUUGUUGAAAGAUCUUCAAACAGUCAUUGUUAUAAACAGUAUAGAGGUUAAUCCAAAAGGACUUAUCUCUGACACAUCCGACACUAUAUCAGUUGUUUGAUAGUCACCCAUUCAUUUACAGAUUUAUUAUUUUGAUAAUGUAAAUAGUUAAUAAACAAAUUUGAUUAAACUAUA
Molecule: messenger RNA, 835 nt
Organism: Octopus sinensis (East Asian common octopus)
Lineage: Eukaryota; Metazoa; Mollusca; Cephalopoda; Octopoda; Octopodidae
Product: 39S ribosomal protein L21, mitochondrial
Exons: 7
Coding region: 99-761 (220 amino acids)
Cellular component (GO): ribosome; mitochondrial large ribosomal subunit
Molecular function (GO): structural constituent of ribosome
Source: RefSeq, a predicted model, not a curated record